Messenger RNA from Corylus avellana, 1863 nucleotides. The record is from RefSeq and is a predicted model, not a curated record. NCBI's taxonomy places the organism in Eukaryota, Viridiplantae, Streptophyta, Magnoliopsida, Fagales, Betulaceae.
UUUAGCGGAGAAAUCCUCUCCAAAUCAGCAAAACACAACCGCAAAAACUCAGAAACCACCGCCACCGCCACAACAACCCCACCGGACAUAUCCCCAGCUUCGGCGGUCCAUAAAUGGUUCUCCAACAUCCUCAAGCCCGCCAAUCCCCCACACAGUACCCCAGACCCCAAUCCCGAUCCAACGGCCCUUACUCUGCCACCUUUUCGCCAGCCCAUCAAUUGCAAGUCCCGCUUCCAAACCGACCCCUCUUCUCAUCACCCGCCGCCGGGAAUCUUAAUCCCAUCCUCCCGCCCGAACCUUCAAGAACUCAACACAAUCGCCGGAGACCCAUCUCCUCUCCCCGCCGAAAAGCCUCACCGAAUCAGCAUGUUCUUUGGCGGAAAACCCAGUUCUGUCGCCGCCCAGGAAACUCGUGGAGUCGGCGCACCGGAGGUCGAUAUCCGCGUCGACAUGUUCAAUGGACAAGAUUGCACCGAAGCACUACGCUAGUCAUGGAGGGUUGAAGGAAGAGAAAGGAGCUUCUGAUCACAAUAUCAUUAAUGGGUUUUUGAAGGAGCAGAGGAUCAAGCUUGAGAAAGUCUUAAAUGGGGAGGUUGAGGCCAAGGCCAAAAUUGUGCUCUCUGGGUCUUCAAACAGUACCAUUUCGAUGGUGGCGGCGAUAUGUUACACGUGGCUUUUGGAGAAUAGGUUGAGUAAAAAUAAGGGAGAAGGUGACGGAGAGGGGUUUGUUGUGGUGCCUGUGAUGAAUUUGUCUAGAGGGAGGAUGUGGAAGCAUAAGCAGGCUGCUUGGCUGUUUCAUCAUGUUGGCGUGGAUGCAACCUCAUUGUUUUUUUUCUGAUGAGGUGGACUUGGAGACUCUAAUGAUGGCUGAGAAAUUAAGUAUCCUUGUGAUUGGGCAAGAUGUCCUCAGAACUAAUGGCGAGGUUGGAUCUCAGUGCACCAUUCUUACAGAUAAUUACUGUGAAGAUGCCUAUGAUCUGCUUCAAACACCUGCGCUGAAGAAGCUUUUGCUUGCAGGUAUCCUAUUAGACACACAGAAUUUGAAUGCAUCUGAUAAAUCAUCUAUGACAAGAGACUCAGAGGCAGUUCAGUUGCUAUUGGUUGGCUCAGCCACCAAUUACAGAUAUGCUCUUUUUGAUCAACAUCAAAGAGAUGAAUCUUUUCUUGAAGCUCUGCGGCACAACUAUGGGAAACGUCCCACAGAGAGUGAUUUUGAUAGCAUGACACAUGUGGAGCAUAAGCUUAUAGAGAGGAAGUCAACCUCAAUAUCUCAGGACAAAGACAUCAUGCAUAAUCCGUACAAGAACCCUAGCAAUGUGAGAAGUUCAAAAACUAACAGGGUUUCACCAAAAUCAGCCAAGCCUAAUUCAUCAUCUGUGCAAUCUGCUCAAGCAGCACCAGCACAAACAGCAUCUGAAGCCGCUCGUGCAAAGCCUAAGUUCUUCCUGGCAAAGUGGUUUGGUUUUGGAUCAAAAAAUGAAAACAAGUAGUCUGCACCACUUUAAUAAUAUUGAUUAUGGUACAGGAAAACCAGAAUUACGACCAAAUCAGAGACCAAAACCAUUUCUUGGUUUGCUGGUAUGUUCAACAAACUGAUAAAUUGGUCCCUCAAAUUAUUCCUUAAUAAUCUGGGCGCUUGGAUGUCCUUUGGGCUGCAUUAUAUCCUGAGGAGGAGUGCCACAAAAGAUGUCUCAAGAAGAAUAUUGUAUAAAGUCUUAGUUGCUAUGCCUAUUCUAUUAUUGUUUUUGUAUCAGACAAUAAUGCUCAGAAGCUGCCAACGAUUUUCCAUUGGUAACAUCAGCUCAUGCUAUUAUAUAACUCUGUUUUCUACACCAUUCUUUGUUGUUGUCAUGUGGGUUUUGA